This is a messenger RNA of Branchiostoma floridae (Florida lancelet), 3331 nucleotides long. Its product is annotated as kelch repeat and BTB domain-containing protein 13-like. The record is from RefSeq and is a predicted model, not a curated record. Gene Ontology annotation, molecular function: protein binding. Lineage: Eukaryota; Metazoa; Chordata; Leptocardii; Amphioxiformes; Branchiostomatidae. The transcript is spliced from 4 exons. Bases 292 to 1773 code for a protein of 493 amino acids.
UUCCUCACCGGGAUCGGUUGACAAGCCGGCUGUGCGCUAAUUUUAGAGACCAUGUUCCAACACCCUAAAAUACGUCAAAAAUCGGGCAGCCGGUCUCCCUGUUGUUUACCACUCCCGGUACAUGACUAAACUCGUGCUCAGGGGUAUAAAAGGGACUGUACUGUGGGUGUUUACAUGUUUGUCCUCCCAUGCAUGAUACUCAGGCUCCGUCGAACCCCAUCCAUUGACAAGUAAAGCAAAGGAGAAAAUCCGGUUAGAGUCCAACCCACAAGCAGGAGUUGCCUCUUCACCAUGGCCGGUCGUCCGACCAGGCAGGCUUACAUGAGCUCCAGUGAUGAGGAGCCCGACAUGCCCAAGUCGUCGUUGGUCAAAACGUACGACGGCAGUCAUCUUGGGCUGGGGCGGCCCGACAUCUGGCUCUGCACGGGCCGGCAGCGGUUCCGAACCCACAAGGACCUGCUGGCCACCGAGAGCGACUACUUCCGUGCCAUGUUCGAGUCAGGGAUGCGAGAGUGCAAGCAAGAGGAGGUGGAUCUGGAAGGGUUUUCGGGGAGAGUGUUCGAGCUUCUCUUGGACUUUCUCUACACGGGGAAGCUGUCGGUGAAAAAGAUCAUGAUAGAGGCUUUGCUGGCCCACGCCAGCUUCCUCCAGAUGCGCUCGGUGAUGGAGCACAUCAAGUACCGUCUGGACAAUGAGAACUGUAUGGAGGUCCUGACGUACUCGGAAGUGUACGGAGUGAGCGACCUGGAGGAUAGCGCCUAUCGUUUCCUGAAGGACCACUUUAAGAACGGAGAAGACAUCUUGGGAAAGUUGAAGUACGAGCAGCAGGAGAGGUUUAAGGGACAGCUCAGGAGAUACCUUGUCGGUGUGGGAACCCACGCGGUCGACGUUACGUCGUUGUACGAUGACCAAUACCGACUCAUUCAGUACUUCGACGAGGACAAAGACACCUGGGAGAAGUUGACGGCUCUCCCGUCCGACUGCAGCACGAUAUCCAGCGGCAUCGCUGUACUCAACAACAAACUGUACAUCACAGGCGGACAGGCGGACUUCCAUAAGGUGAUCAGCCAGUUUCCAGCCAUGCAGGACAAGGCGUUCUGCUACGACCCCGCCGCGGACUCGUGGUCUGAGAUCACGCCCAUGCACCAGCAGAGGAAGUCGUUCUCGCUGGUGGCGCUGGACGGGAAGCUGUACGCGAUCGGCGGCAGGUUCGGGGACUACGCCCUGCAAACCGUGGAGGUGUACAACCCGCGCACAGACACAUGGGACUUCGUCAGCCCGCUGCCCUACGCCUCGUCCGACCACGCCGCCACCACAUGCGCCGGACACAUCUACGUCUGCGUGUGGCACCCGCCUAACACUACGGACAUAUACAGGUACAGUCCGAGAACUGACAGGUGGGAAAUGAAGGCCACCCUGAGGAGGACGCACAGCUACGGGCACUGCAUGGUGUCGUACAGGGAUGUGCUCUACGUCAUCAGAAACGGGCCUGACGCAGACUUCCUGCGCUGCGAGAUCGACUGCUUCAACGUCACGACCAACCAGUGGAGCUCUCUGAAGGGCCACUACAUCAACAGGAGAGGCUGUCUCUUCAAGAGCGCCAUCAUAGGCAACACGGUCUACACAGUCAACAAACUCAUGACCUUACCGUACACUAUAGAUAACGAGCAAUGGGUCUGUCAACCUUCAAAGGCUGGGUUUCCUCGGAGCGGGACAACCAACUGCUUUACGCUGUGUCUACCAAAGAAACCUCGUAAGGAGGUACCGGAGUGACCACGGGGGUGCUCGGGCCAGGGCAGGCCCUGAGCCCGUCAAGAGGUCGGGUUGUCUUGCCUCAGUGUGACAAGGAUCACGAAUGGCAUGUUUUGACUUGCACCAAAGGUUAAUAGUAUUCUACAUCCUUGGCGACAUUGAAUAGCAUAUUUUAAAAGGUAUCUCACCCAACAAAUCAUGUACACCAGCUAGAAAUCUCUAAAGUAUUUAAUCAAAUCAAACAUGAAGUCAAAUCUAUAUCAAAUCAUUGACCAAAUUCAUGUUCGAUAUAGUUUUAUCACUGAAUAUGUAUGUGGAAAUAGUUUUGCCCAGGAUACAAAGUCUUACUUUUGACGUCGCAAAAUGAUCUAAGAUUAUUAGAAGAGACCUGGCAAAGUGUAUGUAGGUAAAGACAGACAAACAUACAUCUUUGGUGCGGCGUUAGCGAAACCGAUGGAAGGCACAUGUAUGUGGUGCUGAGAAAGAGACUACUGACCACAUUAGAGAUACGCACAGUACAGUACCGCUAGACCGUUGCGGAGAGAGCACAAUCCCAACGAGUGAGGGGCUGCUACUCAGGCUAUGAAACAUCGCUUCAGGCAAGUAACGGUUAACGUUACUUCUUAACGUGACGUCAACAGAGCUUAGAGAUGGGAACUACUUUGGCCACCACGUGAGAAAGUUUGAGAAAGAAGGUAAAAAUAGCUAAAACGGUACGAGAAGUUGGUCUCAGACAGAGGAAUCUGGUAAACGGUAAAACACUGCUGUACAGUUCAAAACCAAAAGACUGAGAAACGAGGCAUUUGCACAGAGGCUUGAUGGAACUGGCCUUACCUGGCUUGGUAAUUGCAAACAAGUUCACAAGUGCAAUGGGAAGCGACAACGAAGCGUCAUCUGACGACUUUCAGAAUAAAUGCAAAACGUCUUAAUCACGUUUAGGGAUACAACAUGAGGCCUUAACUGACAAUUAACUUUCUUGGCGAAGGUAAUGAACUGAUGGUCAUGUCAGAUUAACUUCUGCACGCCAUCAACAGUAUGUACAGAGAUCUAGAAUUUUACGAUGAAAACUUUGUUGAAUAUCAGAUAUGAUACCUUCGUGAUCACCGACAUCAUUGCGAAUCCCGUGUGUACAUAUAUAUGAAAUACUUAAAAGUUGUGAUCUUUUAUGAAAGUUUUAUGAAAAGUAUAUAUAAACGGAUUGAAACUAUAUUGCUGUGCAAUUUAUCCCCCCGUUAUUGUAUUGCUUCCCCUCUAUACAGAUAACAUGUGAUGAUGUUAAGUCACAUGUUUAUACUGAUUAGUGUAUUAGUUGUUGUUGUCGGUGCAUGUUGAAAAGCAUGUGAAAUGUUUAUUUCAGGGGCAAAAGCUAUCGUACUGUGUAUUUCCCAAUCACACACAAACUUUGGCGAUAUUUUACUUGCACAUUGUUGUAAAAUGGAGGUCGUCAGUGGCCAUGGCGUACAGAUACGUAAUAUCAUGUUAGUUCAUUUGUCAUAUUCUGUAUAGUCAUGCGUGUGCACGACCUUGAGAAAUCCUAGUGGAAUUUGAAUAUAAGAAAGAAAAUACUGUUCACUAAUAA